This is a messenger RNA of Magallana angulata, 2988 nucleotides long. RefSeq names its product transmembrane protein 232-like. Lineage: Eukaryota; Metazoa; Mollusca; Bivalvia; Ostreida; Ostreidae. Bases 154 to 2835 code for a protein of 893 amino acids. The transcript is spliced from 16 exons. The record is from RefSeq and is a predicted model, not a curated record.
UGGAAACAAACAAUAUGGCGGACAGCGAGGAAAUAUUGUGCAAACUUAAGGGUUUUUCAUUAAUUUAAUGGAACUUACGUAAAAUAUAUGUGUUUGCACAAAACUGGAACAAGGAUUCUGGAAGUGCAUGCAAAGUUUUAAAAAUCAUCCAAAAUGCCAAUCACAAAGAUUCCAAUCAUCCAUAAGUUUGGGAUAAUUUCCCAUAGUCAGCGAUUAGAACUCCAGGAGCGUCUCCUUAAACAAUCCUAUCUACAGAGUCUGCAAAGUCAGAAGGCACUCGUUAAAUCUAGUAAAAAUCCAUUAGAAGUUUCUGAAGAAUUUAUUCGGAAUUACAACAGUAGCCAAGACUUGGAAGACAGGGAAAAAUAUGAAGUGACAGCACACAAGAUGUUAGAAAGAGCAAAGAGGAGAGCUGGUCUUCGGAAAUGUGGCACUGGUCCUUUUGUGAAUCUUCCAAUGGCUUGGACUGAGUUAGCGCAGCUUGCACAAUGUAAAGGAAAGAUACAAGAAGAGUGCCUUGAUGUUUUAAUUACCUCCCUUGACCAGUCUCCUCUGGAGAAGUACCAUAUUCCUGCUCUGUUUUUUCUGGCUGAAACCAUGCUGUACUGGCUGAGGACAGACGCUGUCCAUCAACCUUAUCUCCGCACAGGAGAAAUCAAACUACUGAAGAUGGGACAAUUGACCUUUACCAGAUUAUUCUACCAUCACAUGGCUGGACAGUUGCAAGGACAAAUUGACUUCAAAAACCGACUCUUUACCUAUCUAGAUGGUCUUGGUGACUGCCAGGAGGCAUACAGUCCCUACCCUAAUGCACUCCUGUCUUUGCGAUUUAUCAUAUCUGUGGGUAAGAUCAUUAUGGCGGAUUCUCAGGUAGAGCCAGGAGAAGUCAAAGAGGGAGAUAACAUGACCAUGUCAAAACCUAGGACACCUCUAAGUCGUCCAAGUGCUUACAGUGCUAAAAGCACAGCACAGUCAGGCUCCAACAGGCACGAACCAAGGGAGAGCACUCACUCAGCACACAGUGCAGGUGCUAUUAGCAGCAGCGUCCAUGACCUGAGCCCCACGCUCUGGCAUGCGCUGGAUGUAUGGAGGUGUACUAACCACCUUGGUGGGGGACUAGCCGAGGCACUGAGGGCCCUAGCUACCUGUGGCAUGGGACUGUCAAAUGAAAACUGGAUUGACACCAUGGUAGCACUUGAAAUUUUAGCGGAAGCAGCCAAGACUAACAUUGCUGCAAUGAAAAUCCUCCACAGCUUAGCUCGAGGAGUUAGGCCAAAGGUCAGAGGAGGAUCUGCACCAAGCAGCUCACGUUCUGACGCCUCAGAUGUAUACACUGUAUCUACUGAUGAUGAGGAUACACAAAGAGAGAGGGACUCCAAAAUGAGCAUUCCAUCAAGCUCUAAACCAACUUUGAGCGACAUCUAUGAAAGAAGUGAAGAAGACAAGGAUUCCGAGAAAAAGCUCUCCAGACAUUCAAGACGCGGAGAUGUGGAAAUGACAUCCACCGAGCCUGAAAUAAAACAGUUUCCACUGCGAAGGUCCAAACCAGUGGCUCUUAGUGUUGAAAAUCUAGAAAAAUUUGAUUCUAAAUUGGCGUCCAAGGAAUCUCCAAACACAGGUCUUAAAGGACCUGGCCCUCGGGAAGUCUCAUUUGGGGAGAUCAAAAAAGAGAGAACUAGUGUAACACAAGGAUCCGACAGACCUCGGGUGACCCAGGGCUCCAUGCGUACUGGGAGUUUUGUCACCGAGCCCGUACCUGGCACAGGGUGGAGGGUGGAGGUGGGGUCAGAUCUACCUGAGGGGCGGGCUUCAGAGGCCAGCUCUGUCCCCACAUACACAAACCUUCCGCGCCAAGACACCCCUGGCAUCAAUGGUUGGCACUGGGAGGUUGCCAUCACUUACACAGACAUCUUGUGUGAUAUUUGUCUCCAUGGUGGUACAGCCGGAAUCCAGAAGAUGGCACUGAUGGGAGUAAACAAGGAGCUGACCGACCCCUUCCAGAGGGGCUUUGUCAGUAUCCCCCUGGCCAGUGCUGGACUCCUGGAUCUGGCCUUCUUUCAUGCCGCCAGUGAAACCAGGGAUGGAGGUCCAAAUGAUUGGAGCUGGAGAAUUCGCUUUGGUUCUAUCCAGUCUCUUGUGAAAAUCUGCCGAUGCCUGUCCUCGGACAAGAACCGGGAAGGAAUGAGGACAGCGGCAUGGAACAUUCUGAUCAGGGCCCACUCUGUGGAGAAAGACGACCGAGUGCUGGAGGCCCUAAAAGUGGGACAGGUCCAUACUGAUCUAGAGAGUCUUCUUGCAAAGAAAGAUGCAGUCAAUCCCACAACCAUUGGUUCAAAAAUUGCCAGUGGAUUAUCAAUGAUCUACCUGCCACCUCUACCCCCUGCAGUAGAACCCUACAUCCCCCCUCCAAUGAAGCAAACCCCACCCACUCCUCCCCUCAAGAAGGAGCAGACACCCAGAGCAGACAAGAAAAUGAGAACCUCUCUGAAGGAGGAGAUAAUGUUGGCCACUGCUCUCUAUGAGGAGCCACCAAACUUUCAGAUGAGGACAGGGUUUGAUCUGAGAAGAAUUGUUGAGGACCAGUGGAGAAAGGAACUUCAAAUAGAGCUGGAGGCAGAGGAAAAGGAGAGACAGAAAAAAUUAGAAGCUCAGCAGAAAGAAGAGGAGGAAAGGCAGAGAGAAAUAGCUGAGCUGAAAGCUGGGAAGUUCAAAAAGAAGCCGAAGAAAUCAGAGACAGAGUCUGAAGAGACAACUGAAAACAAGGCUGGAACCUUGGGGGAGAGGCCAUCUGUGGAGGGAGAAGGGGGGAGUGAGAAUAAAACAUCAGAAGAGUGAAGGAGGGGAGACAACUCUGUUAUUGAAAUCUGUGAUACAAUGCUACUGCUGUAUGCUAGUGUUAAGUCUGUGUUAAAUCCACUAUUGUACUGCUUGUUGAUGUUUUAUUUCUGUUAUCUAUAGAUAUGGAAUAUUAAAUUCCAUGAAAAGAAA